This is a messenger RNA of Batrachochytrium dendrobatidis JAM81, 564 nucleotides long. RefSeq lists its product as uncharacterized. The coding region runs from base 1 to 564 and encodes 187 amino acids. The record is from RefSeq and is a predicted model, not a curated record. The transcript has a single exon. NCBI's taxonomy places the organism in Eukaryota, Fungi, Chytridiomycota, Chytridiomycetes, Rhizophydiales.
AUGCCGUUUAAUAUAAUUACUGGGUGUAAACUUGUCAAUCAUGUUGCUGUAGUGGAUGAUAGCACAGUAGACAUCUACAAUCUCUUUCAACGACAUAUCGAUCGAGUGGUAUGGCAUAAACGCGGAUGGAGCCAGUUGAACGAGACGGAAAAGGACUCGGAAGCAGCAGCAAUGUUGAUACCAAAUAUGCCGUCAUCUGAAUCUGUAGUUAAUCUUCAACAGUCUGUAUCUAGAGGAUCGAGAGCUGCGCUUGAAUUAGAUCAUCUGUUUGGACUGUGGCCUGGAGUUGAAUCUGACAAAAAUAUCCGCCCAUCGUCAUCUGAGAGUAGUGAGAGUGGAUCGACUGGAAGUAUACGCGGCAGUCAAAGUAAUCAACGAUGGAUAUCAGCAUCUUCAAGACCAAACUGGCGAGAUUCACUGACUGAACACGGUGCUAGCAAAGUGUAUACAAUCAAACACGCAAGUCAGCAUGAGCUAGAAAUCAAACCCAAGUAUAUUCAACGUAGUGAUGAUGUAGCAAACAUGCAAUCGCUCAUGUCAGAGUUGCAAUUGCUUCGAGGAUAA